Closterium sp. Yama58-4 is the source of this 1545-nucleotide messenger RNA. The record is from the annotation of a GenBank genome assembly. NCBI's taxonomy places the organism in Eukaryota, Viridiplantae, Streptophyta, Zygnematophyceae, Desmidiales, Closteriaceae.
AUGCGGUGGGGCCAGUGUCAGGAGGAGUUAGGGCAGUGUUUAGAAGAGAAAGAGCAGCUGCAGUUAGAGGUAGGCGCGGCGGUCGCGCGCGCCAUGGAGGAGCGACAGGAGUGGGUGGAGCGCGUGACGACCGUGGCGCGCGUGGGGAAGGAGGAGAUGCAGCGGCGCGUGGCGAAGCUCCUGGCGCAGCGGGACGAGGCAGAGCGGAGCGCCAGGGCCGCGGAGGGGAAGGAACCGCCUUCCCUGUCCUCUCGCCGUCCCCCCCUUACCACUCACCCUUCAGGAGCCCUUACGGCCGCCGGGACUACACGAGGUGGGACCGGUCCCGGCCGCGGUCAGACGGCUACGUGGAGCGAGACAGGCUCUCCGACUCUGUCGUCCUCUCCUCCUCCUCGGGGGGCGGCGGGGGAGGCACAAGCGCCGCCAGCGCCUCGUCCCACUACCCCUACUACGACCGCAGGGAAGGGACUUCUCGUGGUGGGAUUCCUCUUGGAACUCCUUAUAGAAACCCCUCUGCUCCCCUUUCUCUUCCCCGCUCUCCCCACACUCCCCUCCAACCCCCGUUCCCUAUUCCCCAGGAGCCCCUACGGCCGCCGGGACUACACGAGCCUGUCCCCGCCGUCGACCCAGCAGCAGAAGCAGCAGCAGGGGGGCGUGGGAGCAGCGGCGGGUGGGGCGGGAGGGGGAGGCGCGGGAGGUGGGCAUAAAGUUGGUGGGGGGGUUGCGGGGAGUGCGCCUGGGAGUGUGUAUGAUGAUAGAUCGUCUACGACGUAUGGGAGCAGUGUGCGGCGGUACAGCAGCGGUGCUUCGGCUAGUGGGUCGGUGAGGGGACGCGGAGGGUACGGGUAUGGAGGUGGGAUGGAUGGAGCAGGGUAUAACGAUCAAGGGUAUGCAGCAGCGGCGGCAGCAGCAGCCGGGCUUCCUGGGUGGUCGGCGGGAGGGAGGGAUGGGGAGAUCAGACCUGUUCCAGAGGGCAACGUGGAGGGCCAGGAUUGGCUGUCGGAUCAAUCGGGCGGCACGACUAUGGAUGAGGUGGACGAGGUGCUGAGACAGAUGGGGAUCUCGCCGGAUGAUACUGUGUGGAAUGGAGGGGAGGGGGAUGCGGGCGGGGGGAGGGAGAGGGGAGGGGAAGGGGGGUUGUCGCGGUAUGGGGACAGAGUGAGGGAGAAAGCGAGGGAACGGGCGCGAGUGGGGGGUGCGAGAGAGGGGAGGGAGAGCGAGGGGGAUUGGGGGAGGUUGAGUGUUGGCGGUGGGGGAACAGGAGGGGGAAGCAUUGCGUCAGGAAUGGGAGGAGGGGCGGGAGCAGGAGGCCUCGGGGGAGGAAGCGAGGGGAGAGGCGGUGAGGAUGGGUACAGUGAGGCGGACGGGAGUGUUGGUGGUGCGGCCUCCAGUGCGCUAACCGCGGCAGCGAGUGCUGGGUCGAGAACAGCGUUGAGACGGCUGGCAGCAAAGCGAGGGCAGUUACCGCCCAAGAACAGCCUGUCACCUGUGUCUCCCAACCAGGUGUUUCAGCAUGCAAGAGACACUGUCAUCCUGUACCAAUGA